Molecule: messenger RNA, 2733 nt
Organism: Trichophyton benhamiae CBS 112371
Lineage: Eukaryota; Fungi; Ascomycota; Eurotiomycetes; Onygenales; Arthrodermataceae
Exons: 2
Coding region: 1-2733 (910 amino acids)
Biological process (GO): mitochondrial protein processing; protein-containing complex assembly
Cellular component (GO): membrane; m-AAA complex
Molecular function (GO): ATP-dependent peptidase activity; metalloendopeptidase activity; ATP binding
Source: RefSeq, a predicted model, not a curated record
AUGGCCACACUCCUACGGCGCCCCGGCGGCCUCGCUCAGUACUCUAGAAGAGCUGCAGGAUAUUCGGCCUUCUCGCGCACACCUUUUACUGCCUCCCUCCCCCAAUCCAGGCUAUCGGCCUUCAUUGUUGCAAACCGCUCACGGUUAUAUGCAACCAAUAGCACGGGUGGCUCGGAACAUCCCAAAGAUAAAAAGAACGGAGAAAAGGAUAUUGGGAAACAGGCGGAGCGAUCUUCGCGGAGUCAAUCCAGUGGAAGUCAAGCAAGCGAAAGCUCCCAGCCAAAAUAUGCACUCAAUGCGGAACAGCGAGAGGAGUUCGAUAAGAUCGUUGACCAGCUUAAGGUGAACCUACCUAAAUCGCAGGCGAAACUUAUUGACACUGCCGCGGAAGUCAUCAAGCGUGAGGGCUUGCCAGAAGAAGUCAAAAAUGCUCUGGAAGAAGUGAGAGAGUCGAAACAUAUCAGUCUGUCAAACGCGGCGAAGCUUGUGCGAGUUCUGAAUAAACACUCUGUGAAGUUAGCUUCUAGUGUUGCCGAUGAGCACUCUAAAAACUCGUCAGAGGAGCAGACAAAAGACAACAAAGCUCCAACAGAGGAGAAACCCAAGGAAGAGUCCAAUGAAGGCCGCAAAGAGGAAAGCAGGGAGGGACCGAAAGAGGAGUCAAAAUCCGAUAAGAAACGGCAACGCAAUGAUGAUAAAGACCAGCCCAAGGGCCCCCAGUUUAGGAUAAUGGACUUUAAGUUCGACGCCGGAAAUUUCUUGAUUGCUGCUUUCAUCUCUUACUAUGUCUACCGAAGUAUUUUCCCUGGCGAAUCGUCACGAGAUAUUACAUGGCAGGAAUUUAGGAAUACCUUUUUCGACAAAGGCUUGGUUGAGAAACUCACCGUCGUCAACCGCAGCAAAGUAAGAGUUGAGUUGGACCGAGAUGCGGUUGCUAAGCUAUAUCCCGAAUCGCCAGCCACCAACAUGAGCUUCCACUACUACUUCACAAUAGGUUCUGUCGAAGCUUUUGAGAGACGCCUGGAUGACGCUCACCGAGAACUAAACAUCCCUAGCUCAGAACGGAUUCCAGUCGCAUAUGCUGAUGAAGUUCCAUGGCUAGCUACUUUGUUAUCCUUCGGACCCACUCUACUCCUCAUCGGUUCAUUCUUCUGGUUAUCAAGAAGGGCCGGUGGUGCAGGAGGCGGUGGCCAGAGUGGAAUAUUUGGCAUUGGAAAGAGCCGAGCCAGGAAAUUCAACCAUGAGACUGAUGUAAAGACAAAAUUCGCGGAUGUCGCUGGUAUGGAUGAAGCCAAAGUAGAAAUCAUGGAGUUCGUCAGCUUCCUCAAGAGACCGGAACAGUUCCAGAGGCUAGGUGCGAAAAUACCUCGAGGAGCUAUUCUUUCUGGGCCACCAGGUACCGGUAAAACUCUACUAGCAAAGGCGACUGCCGGCGAGUCCGCUGUUCCCUUCUACAGCGUUAGCGGCUCUGAAUUCGUGGAGAUGUUUGUUGGCGUUGGCCCUUCCCGUGUUCGCGACCUAUUUGCUACUGCUCGAAAAAACACCCCAUGUAUCAUCUUCAUUGACGAAAUUGAUGCCAUCGGAAAGUCAAGAUCGAAAUCCAACUUUGGUGGUGGGAAUGAUGAACGUGAAAGCACUCUCAAUCAAAUACUCACUGAAAUGGAUGGAUUCAACACUUCUGAACAGGUUGUCGUCCUAGCUGGCACAAACAGACCUGAUGUGUUGGACAAGGCAUUGAUGCGUCCUGGGCGAUUUGACCGACAUAUUGCUAUCGAUAAGCCUACAAUGGAUGGACGAAAGCAGAUUUUCGGCGUUCACUUGAAGAAGAUCGUCACAAAGGAGGACAUCGAAUACCUAAAAGGACGACUGGCCGCAUUAACUCCUGGAUUCUCUGGUGCUGAUAUCGCAAAUUGUGUCAAUGAAGCGGCAUUAGUUGCUGCCCGCAUGCACGCAGAUCAUGUCGUUAUGUCACAUUUCGAGCAAGCAAUUGAGAGAGUUGUUGGGGGCUUGGAGAAAAAGUCGCUUGUGUUAUCACCAGAAGAAAAGCGCACUGUUGCUUACCAUGAAGCUGGCCACGCUAUAUGUGGUUGGUACUUCAAAUACGCAGACCCGCUCCUAAAGGUUUCGAUCAUUCCUCGCGGUCAGGGAGCUCUAGGUUAUGCUCAGUACCUCCCAGCACAGGGUGAUACUUAUCUUAUGAAUGUACACCAACUCAUGGACCGCAUGGCCAUGACGCUUGGUGGACGUGUUAGUGAGGAGCUACACUUCGACACUGUGACGAGCGGAGCUAGCGAUGACUUCAACAAAGUUACUCGCUUGGCCACUGCCAUGGUUACCAAAUUUGGAAUGUCCCCCAAGAUUGGAACAGUGUAUUUCGAAGAGGACCAGCAGCAGCUCCACAAACCUUUCUCGGAAGAGACUGCCCGAAAUAUUGACAUGGAGGUCCGGCGUCUUGUUGAUGAGGCCUACAAGCAAUGCCGUGACCUCUUAACUGAGAAGAAAGCCGAAGUUGGCUUAGUUGCCGAAGAGCUUCUCUCCAAAGAAGUACUUAGUCGCGAUGAUAUGAUCCGAUUGCUUGGCAAGCGACCCUACCCUGAAUCCGGAGAAUUUGCUAAGUACUUUGAUGGAACUGGUGGGAAGAUACAACCACCGCCACCGGCUGAGACUCUGACUGGUUCGCCUAAGGCCGAUGAUGCGGAAACUAAGGACAACAAACCAUCGCCCCCUGCUUAA